AUGAUGGCCGCCUUCAACGUCACCCACCUCCAGGACUUUGGCUACAAUGAGACGACCGAUUUUGGUGAUCCAGAAGACCCGCGCUGGUCUGCGAGGCCCUAUGUUCACGCAGACUUCGAGACAGGAACCGGUCCUUUCAGUCAGCAGUCCGUGACCAAUCGCGUCCAGGAGAUUGCCCGCGAGCAGCCAUACAGCGAGCUUGCCGAAGUGGAAGCGGCUCUUGAUGAGGCUUGGGCUGAUGGAACAGCUCAGAAGCGCAGCCGAGCCGGGCCAAUUCCGCAUUACAGGCGCUUUAUAAUUGCGUCGUCUGACAGAUAUGUGGCUUCGCCGCAAUCACCUAAAGGUGGGGAAAUCAGUGAGAGAAUUGAAGAUCGUAUCAUGCGAGUGCAAUGGGAUUUGAAAAACCUUCAAGAUUUCUGGAAAGUCCGCAGCUCGCCUCAUCGCUCAGAGAGGCUUCAAAAAUAUCUUGAUGCGGAGCUGAAAGUCUUGGAAUGGAUGCCCUUUCAAGGCUACGAUCAGAACGAAAGGAUCGAUUAUCUGCUCCUCAAGAACUUCCUUCGCAAUCAGCUAAGCCAAGUGCAGCGAGAUGCUGAACUGGACUCUAAGGUGCUGACUUUCUUGGGUGGCAUCUUUCCGUUACGGAUGGCAAACAUGAUUGAGGCAAGGCAGAGGGUCGACGACCUCGAUCACCAAAGAGCAGCUGCGUCGCUUGUCGAAUGUACAAAUCGCAUGAUUCUGGCUAAAGACUUGAUACUGAACAAGAAAGAGACGGCUGAGCCCAUCGUUGCAUUCAGAGCCACCAAAAACCUGGAGGAGUUCGGCGUUCAUUGGCAGGAAUGGUAUAGUUUCUAUGACGGUUACGAUCCAUUGUUUCCGUACUGGAUCUCUGAGCCUUACCCGAAGCUGCAAAAGGCUCUACAGGAUCUCAUUGACACUAUUAAGAAGGUCUGUCUCGGUCUGCAGACCAAUGAUGAAGACACCAUCAUUGGUGAACCGAUAGGUCGAGCGGGUAUCCUUGAAGCGCUUGAUGUCGAGUUGAUUCCGUAUACACCAGAAGAGCUCAUCGAGAUUGGUCGAAAGGAAUACGCAUGGUGCGAAGCUGAAAUGGAGAAGGCCGCCGAUGCACUUGGUUUCCAGGAUUGGCGCAGCGCCUUGGAACAUGUCAAGAACUUGUACGUUGAGCCAGGAAAGCAGCCCUCGCUUGUUCGGGACCUCACAAAGGAGGCGAACGAAUACAUCAGGAAGCACGAUAGUGCGACCAUUCCACCCAUCGCAGAAGAGACCAUUCAGACCUUCAUGAUGAGUCCGAAAGCGCAGAAGAUGAAUCCGUUCUUCCUGGGAGGUGACGAGAUCAUUGUCUCUUACCCCACCCCGACGAUGAGCCACGAGCAGAAACUGAUGAGCCUCCGCGGAAACAACAUCCACUUCGCUCGCGCAACAGUUUUCCACGAGAUGAUCCCCGGCCAUCACUUGCACAUGCACUACAUGGCGCGUAUUCGUCCGUAUCGCCAACUCUUCCAGACUCCCUUUUGUAUCGAAGGAUGGGCAUUCUACUGGGAGAUGAUCCUAUGGGAUUCUCCAACCUGGCACAAGACCCCUGAAAACCGCAUUGGUAUGCUUUUCUGGCGUAUGCAUCGGUGCGCUCGUAUCAUCUUCUCGCUGAAGUACCACCUCGGGGAGAUGACUGCGGAAGAAUGCGUGCAGCUUCUGAUUGACAUGGUGGGCCACGAGAGGUACACAGCAGAAGGCGAAGUCAGAAGGAGCGUGAUGGGAGACUAUGGUCCGUUAUACCAGGCGGGAUAUAUGCUUGGAGGGCUGCAGAUCUAUGCGUUGCGGAAAGAGGCUGUGGAGAAGGGGAUCUGGUCGGAGAAGGAGUUCCACGACGCUUUCCUUAGGGCAAAUCAGCUUAAUAUUGAGCUGUUCCGAGCGCUUAUACUUGGUAUAGAGCUUCACGAGGACUACAAGAGUCAGUGGAAGUUCUAUGAGGAGAUCAAGCAAGAUUGA
Molecule: messenger RNA, 2004 nt
Organism: Didymosphaeria variabile
Lineage: Eukaryota; Fungi; Ascomycota; Dothideomycetes; Pleosporales; Didymosphaeriaceae
Exons: 4
Coding region: 1-2004 (667 amino acids)
Source: RefSeq, a predicted model, not a curated record